Messenger RNA from Doryrhamphus excisus (bluestripe pipefish), 5598 nucleotides. It is a transcript of the gene sntb2, whose product is annotated as syntrophin, beta 2. The record is from RefSeq and is a predicted model, not a curated record. Lineage: Eukaryota; Metazoa; Chordata; Actinopteri; Syngnathiformes; Syngnathidae. Gene Ontology annotation, cellular component: synapse; intracellular anatomical structure; dystrophin-associated glycoprotein complex. Gene Ontology annotation, molecular function: structural molecule activity; protein binding.
GCGGAAUAGCUUUAGUUGCAAAACUUAACAAUAAGCGAUAGUGCUAAGCUAUCGGAGCGACUUGUCUUGCCCCCCCCCCUUUUCUCGAUGGAGGUAACCGCCUCUCCUUACCGUGUGUGAGUGGGUGUGUCGAUGCGGCCCAGUGGGACUCGAGCUAGCGGCGGCUGGUAUGCGUUGUGAAAAGAGGGAAAAGUUGAUGAGGAGUUUAGUGUGAAAGCGGCCGCCUCGGUGCUGGCUUACCGAGCAGGGAUGGCAGUUUGGACCCGAGCGGACAAACACGGCGAACUGGACCUUCUACUCCGCGACCGCUGGAUCCGAGUGGCCGCCGAACUCACACGAGAAACGCUGACUUUAACCGCCGAAGCCGAGACCCCCGGGCAGGGGGGUCACCACCGGGACCACGGCGGCUCUCCAGCGGGCCAGAGAAAUGGGAUGUCGAACGGAAACGAACCUGGAGCGAAUCUAGAACAGUUCCAGAACCACGGGGGAAGGGGGCACUGCGGCAGCCCGGGUCGCGUGGGUGUCUACGGUCUAAGCAGCCCGGGGAAGCACCCGAAUAACGGCGCAAACUCUGAUUUUGGAAGUCCCGGAUCCAGCUACGGCAGUCCCGGGUCGAGUUUUGCUUCCAGACAAGUCGAAGCCCCCGCGAGUGCGGACGUCUGCACGGAGGCUGUGCGGAAGGUCCGAGUUGUCAAACAAGAGUCCGGCGGGCUGGGAAUCAGCAUCAAAGGGGGACGUGAGAACCGAAUGCCCAUCCUCAUCUCCAAGAUCUUUCCGGGGCUCUCCGCCGACCAGAGUCGCGCUCUCAGGGUCGGCGACGCCAUCCUGUCGGUGAACGGGAACGACCUCCGGGAGGCGACUCACGACCUGGCGGUGCAGGCGCUCAAGAAGGCCGGAAAAGAGGUGACGCUGGAGGUGAAAUACAUCCGUGAGGUUUCUCCGCUGUUCAAAAAGCCAUCCCUGGUGGCGGACCUUCCGUGGGACGGCGCCCGGCCACAGUCCCCCAGCUACAGCGGCAGCGAAGACUCCGGUUCUCCGAAACACAGCAGUUCCUCCUCCAAAGACAGGAAGGUCAUCAGCCUGAAGAUGUGCUUCAUCAGCAGGAACCUGACCAUGCCAGACCUGGAGAACAGAUUAUUGGAGCUGUAUUCGCCAGACGGUCAGCACACGGUCGUGCUUCGCUGUAAAGAUUGUCCCACGGCCAACUCCUGGUUCACCGCCAUCCACACCAACAUCGCCGCCCUGCUGCCCCAGACCCUGACCCACAUCAACGCCUACCUGGGGGUCUCCGCCCCAAACGCCACACAGCCUCACCUCAAACACAUCGGGUGGCUGGCUGAGCAGGUCCACUUGGAAGGGGGGCGGCAGCAGUACAGGCCGGUGGUCCUGGCGCUCACAGAAAAGGACAUUUUGCUGUUCGAGUCCGUGCCGUGGAAUCGAGAGUCCUGGUCCAUGCCGCUGCUCACGCACCCGCUGCUCGCCACAAGAUUGGUCCAUUCCGGCAGCGCCCGCGGGUCUCCUUCCCAGGGUUCAGACCUGGUGUUUGCCACCCGGACCGGCACGGGGCGGGGCAUCGAAUCUCACAUUUUCCGGGUGGAGACUCACUGGGAUCUGUCGUCAUGGACCAGAGCCCUGGUGCAAGGCGCUCACGCCGCCGCCGAACUCAUCAAAGAAGUCUCCAUCGGCUGCACGCUGAACAGACAAGACGUUCGACUGACGCUGCACUACGAGAAGGGCUUCACGGUGACCAGAGAGUCGGCCGACGCAGCCGGCGGUGCGGCGCUGUUCCGGUACCCGUAUGAAAAACUCAAAAUGUCUGCCGACGACGGAAUACGCAAUCUUUACCUUGACUUUGGAGGCCCUGAGGGAGAAAUGGUGUUUGACCUCCACUCGGGUCCCAAGCCAGUUGUGUUUGUCCUCCACUCUUUCCUCUCGGCCAAGCUCACCCGCAUGGGCCUGCUCACAUGAAGAAGAACGCCGGGAUGUCUUCGCCGAGCACGUUUGACCCCCCCCCCCCCCCCCAAAACCGAGGCAUCCUCUCCAUUGAUUGUUUGCAAAAUGUGCCUUUACUCGGAUGGUCUCCUUUGCUUCCCACGCUUGCUUUAUCGCGACGUUGACGCUCAAAGUUCUCAGGUCAUUUUAAAAAAAAAAAGCUUUCAACAUUCCAUUGGAUGAUCUGGGUACAAAUUGAGGACAGGAAGGAGUAAUUUAGACAAUCAAUAAGCAACGGGAGCCCGAGUUAUGUUCCUUGAAAUCCUACACAGCGUCGGGCGGUUCCAAAUGUUACAAUUACCGUUGUUGCGUGACAAUCGCAGCCUUUACCACCUUCUCUCCCUGUUCAUGGUGAAUUGCAACCACUCCGGUUAGCCCCCCCCCCACACCUUUCCGCUAUGCAGCCAAAAGUGGCGAGUGUUAAAAAUGACAAUGUUACUGACGCCGCUAUUGUGUUACAGUAACGUCAUCGAAUGACGUUUCAGACGUUACAACUAGCGCUGACGUUAACAAUCGUUUACUUCGUCGCUUCAUCGGUUGUUUCCAGUCAUCCGGUAAUGGGUCGGGCUCCAGACCGGGGGUGUCCAAACUUUGUCCGAGGGCCACACGGUGAAAAAGGAAAAGAUGCCAUGAAAUUAUAAACAUAUAAAUAUAUAUCAGGAAAAAACUGCAGUUUUUGCCGGAGGAAAAAAAAGCCUAUUAUUAGUAUCACUCAUAAUAUUACAGGUUUAUUUUUGUAAAAUUAUGACUUUUUUUUCUUAGUGUUUUGGCUUUGUUCUCGGAAAAUAUAUUCUCAUAAUAUUUGGACUUUAUUCCCAACUUUAUUUUGUUUCUCACAAUAUUACAUUUUUAAUAUGAUAUAUUUAAAAAAAAAAAAAAAACAUUUUAGCUACUAAAGUUAUAUAAUUUUUUUCUCAUAAUAUUACAGGUUUAUCCUCAUAAAAUUGUGACAUUUUACUUAAGAAUAUGACUUUUUUUCCUGAUAAUAUUUUAACUUUAUUCUUGUAAAAAUUAUAGCUGUUUUUUUCUGGUAGUGUUUUUAAAUUUCCCAACGAUUCCAACUUUCUUUUUGAAAAUUUUCUUUCAAGUAAUAAUAUGACUUUAUAUGACAACAUAGGUAAAUUCAUAAUAAAACAAAAUGUAUAUAUAUAAAUAUUUUCAAAAGUGUCAAAAUAAUAUGACUUUAUUCCCAUAAUAAUUAUAACUUUUUACCCGAACCUAAUUUUUCAAAAAUGACAACUUUACUUAUUUAAAAAACCUCUACUAUUAAAAUGUUUUUUUUUUCUCAUAAUAUAAAUUAAUUCUCAUAAAAUUGCAGCUGUUUUUUUCAUUUUUGCCGUUUUUUCCCCCCAACUAUUUCAACUUUUUUGUAAAUUUUCUUCACGCAAUUUUGACUUUAUUCAAAUCAUAUUUUGACUGUAUUCUCAUAACAUCCUUUUCCUGCAACCUCAUUUUUUAAAAUUGUUUUGGUUGUGACUCAUAUUGUUACGGCUUUAAAACAUCGUUUUUCUUUAAUAUUUCAACUUUAUGCAAAAAUGACACUAUUUUCCCCCUCAUAAUAUUACAUAAUUCCUGUAAAAUUAUCAAAAAUAUUUGUGCAGUUUUUCCAAUUUUUUUUGCUGUUUUUUUUUCUUUCUUGUUAAAUUAUAUUUUUAGAAUGUGCCGCAGGCCGCACUUUGGACACCCCCGCCCCAGAUGAGCCAAAUCCAUAUGAAGCGAACAUAAGAGUUAGUGUCAACAUAUCAAAGGGAAACUUGUUUGCCUAAAACACGCAGAUAAUACGUGUGCUUCCAUGGAUGACUAAGGAACCCAAACAAUAUUCUCACAUGAGAGGCUGAAAAAGAGUCGUUCAAAAGACUCGAAUCGGAGCCGCACAAGUUGAAGGUGUUACGGACCCAAGUAUUUUUGUUUUUUGUUUACGUUUUUUUUGUAGGUUUUGAUUUAUAUAUUCAUUAAUAAACCGUGCUAUUUUGUGGUUGAAUACAGCCUAUUGUUAGUAAAAAAAAUAAAAAUAAAUUUUUAAAGCACAUGUAAACAAAACUUACGCAUUAUAACAUUGGGUGAGACACACAAGCACCAGAAUUGAUGGUCGAAACAACAGGCUUUUAUUGCAGGCACGAUAAUCUUAUUGUUGCAGUAAACCACACCAAGCUAAAACGCCGCUCUGAACUCCUGACGUCACUUCCUGUCCACCCCCCCCCCCCCCGAACCCCCACAGCACCGAAACACAUUUACAGCAACAAGUCUUAUUUAUGUCUUCUUUUCUCUUUUUAUGUCUUCUAUAUUGGGUCAUAGGAGUGUAAAUUUGACUAUAGGGCUGUUAUUUCAUGUCUAGAGGGCUCUAAUGUUAAAAAGCACAAAAGUUUUCUAUGCUCUAAUUACCAGAAUAUUCCAUUUAGUGAGUUGUUUUUUUUUUAAUUUCCCCAACACUGCUGCUAGUGCACUGCAAUGUAGGCACUUAUGCACUUAGAAGUAAGUGCGCCAGUCGUACCGCAGCCUAAGUGUAAGUUUAGGACCAAUCAGCAAUUAGUCGCCAAAACGGCGGCCCCCGUAAAGACGUUUGGCUCAAUGGCGGCCAUGUUUGUCAACCAAUCUUGCUGGUAUUUGACACACAUGUGCUUUGCUCGUGCCCUAAAGGUGCGUACCAACAUUUUUUCGAGUACAAAUAUUUUUGUACCGUUGUCUCUUUUGCGACUUUUGAGUGCCUGCGUUUGAAAUGUAGCCUCCGUAUUUAGCUGUAUCAUUUGCAUUGCAGUCGUUUUGCUAAGUGCUUGGUGCUCUUAACCCUUCAUGGCUCUUUUUAUGCGUGAAUGUACAAUAUGAGCAAUAUUACUCAUUUCUUAAAAAAAAACAAAAAAAAAAAAACAAACACUGACCUGUCCUGUCUAUGCAAAGCUAUGCUUCCCAGGGCUGGAGCAGCUGAACCAAAGGUUAUCAGUAGACUGAAUGUGUACUAUGCAGUGUAUUUUUUUUUACACUUUAGUGAGCAGUAUGCAAUGUACAUGCAACGUAAUCACACAUGUAAAUAUCAACCAAUAAAACAAUGUGACUGUUCUUUUCCCUUUGCUUAGUUGCACUUAUUUUAUGUUGACCUACUUAAGCAUUGUUUGUUUCUUCAAUUUCUUGUCAAUUUCAACUGAAAGUACCUUUGUUUUGAGACAAUAUAAUGACAACAAAAACAUUUAAUUGUUUGCUAGUACAAUGCGAUCGCUAUUGACGUGUUUUUUCUUACCUUAUAUUGGUUGUCUUUGGUGCGUCAGUGAAAAGCAACAAUAGCGACAUCUGGUGGAAGAGUGAAGUCAAAGCAAGCUCGGAUAUUAUGAGGUUAUUAUAUACGCAAAUUGGCGCCAAAAAAAAACAAUCGAAGCAAUGACAGCCAACCAAUCCGUUUCGAACCGUCAUGACGCACUAUGACGUAACGCUUCAACAUAGUCACGUGACAUCACGUGAUAUACAAGCGCCGAAGCUGUGUAAUUCAGAAGGUCUGACACAAAUAUCGAGGAGGCUUCAGGUUCCUUUUACCAUCUCUGUUCAUAAAAUACAUGUAUAAAUAUGUCUAGCUCAAAAUGAGCAUCUAAAUGUACGGCUAUUAUUUUUUCUGUAUAC